Messenger RNA from Drosophila ficusphila, 1594 nucleotides. RefSeq names its product spindle assembly abnormal protein 6 homolog (gene Sas-6). The transcript is spliced from 4 exons. Gene Ontology annotation, biological process: centriole replication. Gene Ontology annotation, cellular component: centriole; centrosome. The record is from RefSeq and is a predicted model, not a curated record. NCBI's taxonomy places the organism in Eukaryota, Metazoa, Arthropoda, Insecta, Diptera, Drosophilidae. The coding region runs from base 100 to 1518 and encodes 472 amino acids.
CCUAACUGAAAUCGGUAUCGAUAGACCCAAGCCAUCAACAUAUCUUUUGUUUACAAUUUAAAUAUUUAAAAACUCUGUAUAACAACCGCCAGAACCCAAAUGUGGCCUCCGGAAAGCAAAGAUAGCUACUCUGCCAAUAUGGACUACAGCAAGAACGUGGUAAACAUACUUCCAAGCGUAGAGAUGAUGGUAAGCUUCAAUGGCGACAUGACGCGAUCCAAUAAGCGGGCUUGUAUACUGUACGCUGAGAGGAUGGACUUCAAGGAACUGCUGCAACUCCGGUUAACCGAGAAAUCCGACCAACGGAGAAUGUACAUUACGACAGUGGAUAGCGCCUCCUUUCAUGAACUUAAACAGGAUCAGUCGCUGAAUGUAACGUUCUCUGGGUUUAUGGACAAUGUAGUGCGAAUGUUGAAGGACUGCCAGACUGGUAAGCUUGAGCUACACUUGUCUGCAAGGGAUCUAAACCUUUCGUCUGGUAGAGAAACCCUCGACUAUCAUUUACAAUUCGUAGAAAUAAGAUCCUUUAAAAACCUUGUCCACCUGAGCCUGCCUUGUCGUUCUGCUCCCUUGAACACUGUUCUUUUCUACAUAAAUAUCAUGCUCGAUGACUCCCGCAAAAAGCAAUUCAUACUGGAGCAGAGUAUACAGCAAAUGCAGGUGGAAAUGAAUUCACAAAGCUCCAAAAUAGAAAGAAUGGGGGUGGAGAACAGCAGUCUAAGAGAAGCUUUAGCUGAAAAUACUCGAAUCCUGGAAGAAAAAAAAAGUGCAGAGAUACAACAAUUCCAGGAAAAACUGGCCAAGAUGAAUGAACAACGCAGUAGUGAAACGGAGAGGAAUCGCAGAGCGAUAACUGGUCUCCAGGCGCAAAUAGAAAAGGCUACUUUAGAGAAAAACGAUAUAAGAAUAGCCUUGGAGCAGGCUGAAAAUCAAUGUCAAACUCUGGCAGAGGAACUAUCCUGCUGUAAAUCUCGCGUGUGCACCUUGAAGGAGCAGAACGACAAACUCUACGCAGAUUUGGCGAAUGCUAAGAAGCAGGAACGUAAACUUGAAUACAAAAUCGACGACAUGAAGCAGCACACGGCCGAGCUGCAGGAGCAUAUACAAAAGGGAAACAAGGAAAAGGCUAACCUAACUGCAGAACUGGAGGCCGAAAAGAAAAUCCUACACACCAAACGCCAAGCCUUAGAAAUAGCUUCUGAGGAGAUAUCAAAGGCGAAUCAGAUUAUCCUUAAGCAGAGCCAGGAGCUACUUAACCACAAAAAAACCAUUGCAUGGCGGACAGAGGUGGCUCUUCAGCAGGAGAAAGCCGUUCAAGCCAAGGAAAGCCUUCUAUCCCUGCGUGAAGAUGAACUGCGCCAGGCUCGAAUAACCAUUGAAAAGCUAAGGGAGGAAAUUCCCCAGCAAUUGCAAUCUAUGCGAAACUUUGCCCAGAGUCUGGAGCAGAAGUAUUCCAAACAGAUCCUAAUCCUCAAAGAUCGAUUAUCCAUACCCACUGGCAAGGAAAAUCGCCAUUAACUUAGCUUAGUGUUAGUGCAUUUCUCGUUUUGUUCAAUAUAUUAAAGUUAGUUUUAUUGUCUGGCUCUAGUCAUAA